Marasmius oreades (fairy-ring Marasmius) is the source of this 360-nucleotide messenger RNA. RefSeq lists its product as uncharacterized. The transcript has a single exon. Lineage: Eukaryota; Fungi; Basidiomycota; Agaricomycetes; Agaricales; Marasmiaceae. The coding region runs from base 1 to 360 and encodes 119 amino acids. The record is from RefSeq and is a predicted model, not a curated record.
AUGCCACGUUCUUUGAGUGCUCCCGGCGAUAGGAACAGCCCACCUCAAUCGCGCGUCGCAGAAACAGGAGAAUAUCCAGAAACGCAAUCUCGAAUGUGGCGUACCUUUGCAGGGACAUUAUCUACCAUCAUAGAAGACUUCGGGGAGGACCCGAUAGAAGCUGCACAUACUCGUACUUCCGUCGGGACUCCUGCCUCCCCCAGUUACGAGCUAUCCUUGUUAGAGGAGGUUGGGAAAGGGAGGGCAACACUUCGGGCUGCACCUUCAGCCGAUAAUAGCGCCGUUCACACGAUGUCUUCCAAUCCGAAAGGAGUGGUAGACAGUCGAUCGCCGGGAGAGGGGAGUCAUGGGGUUGUGUAG